CUAAAAUGUUAUCAACGGAAGAAGCUCCUCCAAUAACUAAAAAAUUAAUUAAAUUAAAGAGGAAAGAAAAUGUCUCGAUAAGUUGUACAAAAUACACCCACAAACAAGAAGACGACAUCGAAUAUGUUCGAAUUAAUCAAUCUUUCUCCGACACCACGCAACAACGCGCUCAUCCAUCUCCCUCAUCUCUUCUCAAAUUCCUCUAUUUUUCACUUCCGCCAUCACCGAAUCUUGGCAGUUAAAUUGUCCUGCUGCGGAUUCAGCUAUGGCGACGAGAAUGGAGCUGUCCUAUUUGGGUCACGAUCUCUUAAGAGCUUCAAGAAAAAGAGGGGUAGCGAUUUUAGGACCCUCUUGAGAGCAAGUCGCAGAGAAUCCCCGUACGAGGUUUUGGGCGUUCCCCAAUCUGCAACUGCUGAUGAAAUCAAAAGGGCAUACCGGAAACUAGCUUUGAAGUAUCACCCUGACGUUAAUAAAGAGCAUGCUUACAAUACUUUGCUGAAUCCUGAAUCUCGGAGCAAAUAUAACACUGGGGAUCGAACAUCAGAUUUCUCCUACUCCAAUGGACGAAACAAAAAUGCCCAAGAAGAAGAAUUUUAUGGAUUGGGUGAAUUUGUAACGGAUGUUCAAAUAGCGAUAGGUAGAAAAAGUUGUACUCUUUUCCACACUUCUGGCAUUGGUGACUUUUUUAGAGAUCUUCAAGAAGAAUUUCGAAAUUGGGAAGCAAGUGCCUCUUCACAGGAGAAGCCAAAGAGUCUAUGGGAGGAACUUGCGGAAAUUGGGGAAGAAUUUGUGGAGUACUUAGAAAAGGAGCUCAACAUAAUGGAUUCAGUGACUGAGCCAAAUGAGGAGGCUGGUGAAGAAAAUACUUUCACGAGCUUCUCGGAAGAGAAAACAGAAAGCCCAGCUGGAAAAAGUAGCAGUCUUGAGGAGAACAUUGACGAAAUAGAAGCUACGCUUGCAAAGUUGAAGAAGGAAUUAGGUAUUUAGUUCAAUAGUUGGGCAAUCUGUAAUUUUUUUGCUAUUUUCAACUGAUCCUUUGUUCAUCGUUUUCUAUUUUCUUGUAAUAGCAAUUUCAGGGUCCAGGGUUUUGAUUUUCUGACCUUAUUUUUAUUUGUAAAAGCUACCAGCAUACUACAUACAUAUUAAUAUUUAAUUUCGAUUAUUGACAAAAUGCUAAUUUUUUUAAGGACGAAAUUGAAA
Molecule: messenger RNA, 1200 nt
Organism: Striga asiatica
Lineage: Eukaryota; Viridiplantae; Streptophyta; Magnoliopsida; Lamiales; Orobanchaceae
Source: the annotation of a GenBank genome assembly